Aspergillus homomorphus CBS 101889 is the source of this 2456-nucleotide messenger RNA. RefSeq lists its product as uncharacterized. The record is from RefSeq and is a predicted model, not a curated record. The transcript has 3 exons. Gene Ontology annotation, biological process: chromatin remodeling. NCBI's taxonomy places the organism in Eukaryota, Fungi, Ascomycota, Eurotiomycetes, Eurotiales, Aspergillaceae. Bases 139 to 2208 code for a protein of 689 amino acids.
CAUCCGGCGCCUGGUGACCGCUAUCCAGGCUCUCUUACCUUUCAGUCUCGAGCUUCUAAUCUGUCAAUCAAAAUCCUUAAAUUCUUUGCGACAGAUUCAGUGCUUGCGAUCUCCUGCCAUUGAGGCUCCCCAGUCAACAUGGACGACCCGGCGAAUCGUGUUCCCGCGCAGCUGCUGCCGCAUAUGCACCUGGUGUCGCGGCAGCGCUACCCUCUGAUGCAUAUGAUGCCCACCGAUACUGUUGUCGAAUACCUGCUUGGCGCAUCGAAGGUCGUGCGCGAACAGCAACCCAUGCAUUGGACCUUCCUAGAUGCGCCCCAGGAUGGCUCCGUUAUGCUUACCUGGCAGCCACUCAACCAACUCGGAACCAAUUUCGCCAGUGAUGGAUAUGUCUGGGCCGACGUCGAACAAGCGUUUACCUUCGAUUCUCGCGGCUACACGGUCGAGAUGUGGUUACACCGUAGUGGAUAUCACCCCCCGAACGAGUCCGUGGCGAUCCAUUGCCGUCGGCGGUAUCGCCUGCUACCACCGAAGGUUCCCAACCCCAACCUACCUAAUCCCGAUCCCGCCUUGUGGAUCGUUCACUACACGAGAGCGCCUCCCCAAGAUCAUAUCCCUGCAAGCCGAAUUCCUGUCAUGCCUCAAGUGCAGAACAUGCUAGCUCAGCGACGCUUCCUGCAGAGCCAAGGCCAACUUGCCCGCAAGGACUUCAUGCUGCACGAUCGGAACAAUUGGCCAGCCAUCAACUUCCCUCCGCAUAUGGCGCCUCAGGGCUUCCCGCAGAUGCCUGGAGCGUAUCCGAGCGCCAUGGCCGGACGCCAGCCGUUCUAUCCUCCACCCGGACCGGGCGUGCCGCCUCCCGCUGCUGCUCCGCCGGCAAAGGCCGCCCGCGGUCAUCGCGCCUCCUCCACCGCUGUCACUGCUGCCACUGCCGAUUUCGCCUUGGAAGAUGAAGACGUUUCAGCUGGCGACACCAUGGAUCUACUCACACCCCGUGAAAUCAGCAAAGUGCGCUAUACGCAACAUCAUGAGUGGAUGGAAGAGAUCUUCGCCUCGCCCUAUGCCAUCCAUCAAAUCACACCUGUCUCUCUUGGUCUGGGCCGGAAAGGAGAACUCGAGUCGCUGACGGCUGGCUUCUUCGACGCGCCGGUUGGACCUCCCAAUGGAGAAACGAAAGAAGCCCCCACCCCCUCGCAGGCUGAGAAGUUAGAACCCGCCAAGGCCGAGGAGUUCGCUGACCGGGUCGCCAAGAAGGUCGCUGACAUGACGGCCGAGAUUGAAAAGUUGAAAAAGCGCCAUGCACGCCGAAUGGAGAAAUUCAACCGCACCUCUCUGCUCAAGGGCGCAGAACUCCGUCUCAGGGAAGCUGCGGCGGAUCCUGCAGAGACCGGGUCGGAACCAUGGAGAUUGGAAGGUCGCGUUGUGGUUCCCUCAGAAGAGGAUGACUCGCAAGCGCCGCAUGUCGAAAACCAGGCCAAGUACAAAGUCGACGAUAUUGUGCGGGAAGUGGAGAAAGUGUGGAAACGGCAGAUCGUACCGGAGCCCCGAGUUUCCUGCGUGCAGAAAGGUGGUCUGCUCGAGAAGAUCGAACCGGAGCACAAGCCCGAGGCUCAACCAGAGGGUGAUGUCGAUAUGGAAAAUGCGGAUAGCCACUUUUUGGACCAAUUGGGCUCGCCAGGAAAUGUUCCAGGGAUCUCAUCAACGAUCCAGGACGCCGGACAGGCCGGACCAUCACAUGUCCCUAACCAGUCUGUUGCGCCUGGAGCUAGUGGAGUAACUUCACAACCGUCCCAAGCGGCAGCGAACAUCCCUCAUCAAGGCCCCUCUACCUCUUUGGAUAUUGAGAUGGAUAUGGGCGACGUACAGCCUGCGAGUGCCGCCGGGGAGACUGGCGACUGGGUUAUGGUCAAUGAUGAGAAGAAGGAUCAGGCCGUACCUGGCGACAACUCUUUACCUGUUGUAGAUACUCCCGGCAGCGGCCUACAAGGAUUGACCCCCGGAAACGCAGGCAGUACCGGGGACAACGGUCUUGACGGAGCCAACUUUGAUUUCACCAACAUGGACAGCGCUGGCGACGCCCUCGCCGCCUACACCGAGCAAAAUGACGGGCUCGACCUCCCCGAUCUGGAGAAUUCCGCCUUCGGAGACGCUUUCCACGCGUCCGAUAAUGAAAAUACUCACCAUCACGAUGCGGACGACAUGUCGUAAAGAGGGGUAUCGGAGACGUCUUUGGUGGUUUCGGGAGUGCUUGGAUGUCUGAUAAUGAAUCGGUGUGGUGUUGUUGGUAUGGUUUCCACCAUUUGGCUUGGCGCUGGAUCUGUUUUCUUUUUGUUGUCUUCUGCUUCUCAGCCCUAUAUCAGGUCAAGGGGAGAGGCGGAGACUAGUGUAGACAUAGGAUUAAGCCUUUCCGUCUGCUUCACUGUGAAUCAAUCUGGUGGCAGACUUCUGAAUUUACC